Molecule: messenger RNA, 3191 nt
Organism: Anopheles coustani
Lineage: Eukaryota; Metazoa; Arthropoda; Insecta; Diptera; Culicidae
Product: synaptotagmin-5
Exons: 9
Coding region: 729-2258 (509 amino acids)
Biological process (GO): cellular response to calcium ion; regulation of calcium ion-dependent exocytosis; calcium-ion regulated exocytosis
Cellular component (GO): membrane
Molecular function (GO): phosphatidylserine binding; syntaxin binding; calcium-dependent phospholipid binding
Source: RefSeq, a predicted model, not a curated record
CUCACACGCCGCCCGGACAGGUGAAGGAAAUGCGAAGAAGCAGCACGAGAAUUUACCACCGCUGGAAAAUAUCAACAACAGCAGCACCAGCGGAUCGACGUGCCGCGAUCCCGAGAACUUCGCGAGCGAACAAAAAAGAACUGACAGUUCUGAGCUGGACUCCGCGACUUCAAGAUGACAGCGCCGCCACGCACACCACCGCAGCGACACACACGCGCUGCGCGAAGUGUCAAAUCCCCGGUGCUUGCGUUUUGUUUUGCUGCAAUCGCGGGUACUUCGCGUAUUUCGCUGGAUUUACCAAUCCCGGAUGGUGGAAAAGUUGUGUAUCUCAGCUAGCUGUGCUGUUUGUGCUGUUCACGAUCUAUUGCGUCGUGUGUUCAGUUUUCCCGAAAGUGUUGUACGAUGUGUCCAAAAUCGUGCGUGUACCGACGGUGCAAACGCACUAAUUGCUGGGGUAUCGAGCAGCGGAUCGCGGAUCGAAAACAACGGCCUGACAGAUCGCUCCGUGUGAGUGUGUGUCCGUACGCUGAGCUGCCGCAGCAACACGGUCCAUUUCACUUUUUUUUCCAAGCAAGAAUGUUUUACAAUGUGGUCCCAUAAGUGUCGGCUUUUAAAAUCAUCUUCAUCAAGUAAAGCACUAAGUGGAUACAUUAGGUUUACAGACCGAUCAGGUCAAAGGGCGUCUUUUUGGUCGCUGAAAAAUCCCCAAAAAGUGAUACCGUGCCAUCAUGAAGUCCCCGAUGAGCUGGUUCAACCAGCCGGACAACGCGCUCAAUGUCACCCAGAUCGCCAUCUACGGUUCCGUGUCGUUUCUGGUCGUGUCGUUGCUGGGAGUCCUGAUCUAUAUUACCUGCUCGAAGCGUUAUCGGUUGAACUGGUUCGAAAAGAAUCUACUCGAGUCGGCCAAAGAGCGUGAGGCAGCGUUACGGCACAGCCAAGAUGGCCAAAUAAGCUGCCCGAUUGCGUACAACGUGGAUGCCGUAGCGGGAACGUCACGCUAUCUGAACCGGACCAGCGGAAGCCCACUGGCGAAAGCGGACACACCACCGUUCUGGGCGUCGCAGGGGCUCUACCGCAAGAGCGACAGCCGGGGCCAGCUGAUUGACACAUCCGAUGAGGAGACAACCGGUGAGGAAAGCGGUGAUUCGGCCUGUAGCAGCGGUAGGUCAGUUAUAGCGGCCCCCAGCGGAGCCGUUGCCAUCGCUAGUACGGGCAAACAUGUGGUGCUCGUGUCGGCCAGCCCGGCCAAACCCACCACGUCGACGUCGCUAGCGGCUGGACCGUCGGGCUCGAACGGGAAGGCAGCCAAGGGGGUCCAAGGGGACCAGAGCAGUCGGAUCGAUAUGGUCGAUUCCGUCAGCACGUGCAGCACGGUCAGCCGGGACGAGCUGGUCGGUGAGGAUGCCCGGGGUGCCAUUCAUCUGACGCUCGGCUACGAUCCGGCCGCCGGCAUUCUGAAUGUGAAGCUUGUGGAGGCCCAAGAUUUGCAACCGCAGGACUUCAGCGGGACGGCAGAUCCGUACGCCAAGAUAAGACUACUUCCGGACCGGAACAAUAUGUGGCAGACGAGGAUCCACAAAAAAACACUCAACCCGGUGUUCGACGAGGAUUUCGUGUUUGAGGUGCGCUCGGCAACGAUCGGCAGACGGACGCUGGAGAUACUGUUGUUCGAUUUCGACGCUUACUCACGCCACGUCUGCAUCGGUGGCGUUCAAUUCCCGCUGGCGCAGGUCUGUCUGGCGGAGAAAAUCGACAUCUGGCGGCCAUUGCUCCCCUACACGGAGCAGGACAACAAACAGGAUUUGGGUGACCUGAUGGUUUCACUGUCGUACGUACCGUCGGCCGAGAAGCUGACGGUCGUCAUCAUCAAAGCGCGCAACCUGCGGGUAAUCGAUGCCACGCGCAACUCGUCCGAUCCGUACGUGAAGGUGUGCCUGUACAACGCGGACGGGCGGCGCAUCAAGAAGCGCAAGACGACCGUGGCCCGCAACACGACCGCACCCGUCUACAACGAGGCCCUCUCGUUCGACAUUAGUCGCGAAACGCUGAAAGACUGCUCCAUAGAGUUUCAGGUGCUGCACGACAGUUUGCUGGGCAGAAACGAAACGCUUGGCCGGGCCACCGUCGGCAAUGGGCCCGAGUUUCGGCCGGAAAAUCGUAAGUUCUUCGACGAGCUGUUCCGCACCCGGGCUGCCACCGCCCAGUGGAUAUCGCUGUCCGAGUUGAAGCAGAAAUCGACCGCACCGUCGAAGAAGUGAAGCGAACGCCUGUGCUCAAUGUCAACCUUCACACAAACGGUGCACGGAUUUUAGCUAACCUAAUCUAACCUAAUACCCCAAUCCUCCAUAUACCGUGCAUGUCCAUGUGUUGUACUUUUACUCCAACGUUAAGGAAGUGCUACGACUUGUUAUGUAGUUAUGCGCAGGAUCCAAGACAAUUCCAAGAAUGUUUAAAGUGAACCAAUUUUAACCUAUCGCAGUGUCUAAUUUAAUGUUAAUGCAACCAAACAAAUAUCAUCUUUCGAAUGCCAAAGAGCUGACUUUUCAAACAUAUUUGAAGAAUCUAUUUUUACAACACUUGAAAAGAAAAACUUAUUUAAAAAGUCACCUGCAUAGUAACGGAUUGAAGUUGUUAUGGAGUGGAAGCAAGACACUCUUUGGGUGGUAAAACUAAGAAAAAGCAAUGGCGUGUAGGGCUUUAAACGCACACAGCAUGUUCCUAAUCUGAUGUUUCCCUGCUAUUUGGUAUAAAAUAUAUUUACCAGACUAAUUUACAACGCUUCCUACAUUCCUGAGGUAUAAUUUAUUAUACUUAACCGCACAAAGUAAAACAACCUUUCCACACUCUUACUGCACACCUAUCCCUCGGCUGCGUCACAAACCUCUUCGGAGUUCUCAUAAACCGCGAAACAUACAAUUAAUAUUACCUUACAUGUGCAAAAAAAUAUCAAAAAAUGAAAAUGUUCAAAAAAACAAACAAACAAAUAAAUCAAACGUACCACCACGGCUAUACGGUAACGGAGGACUAUCAAAAAAGUGCGAAUAAGAGAUAACUAGUAUCGGAAGUAUGGCAGGAACCAUAUUUAGACGAGGGAGGGGAAAGGAAAAACAAGUAUUUAUACAACCAACAGAGGGAAACGUAUUUAGUUGAUGUGAUCAGAUUCUGAAUAAAUAUUGUGUAUCUACUCCACA